AUGACCGAACCUAACUAUACCGUGUGGGUACCCGGAAUGAACGAAAUGGAAAACGACUGGAGACCCUCUCGAUAUCUUCCAUCACCGGAGGGCACAUUGCUGAGUCAGACUUUGCAUAGAAAGAUUAUCCGGAUCAGCGAAGACCGAGUGGUCAAGUUCGGCUUCAAUCUCAACCCCAGCGAAGCAGCAAAUCUCCAAUCUGUCGCAGAAAAUACUACCAUUCCAGUCCCCAAGCCCUAUGAUGUUGGCUGGGAAGAUGGCAAAGUCACAUCUAUUGAAAUGGACUAUAUGCCGGGAAACCCACUGGACAAAGUAUGGCCUUCUAUGGAUUCUACUCAACGACUAUCUAUCGCCAAUCAACUGCAGGGUUAUAUUUCUCAACUGCGAAAGCUGAAGGGAGAUUUUAUCGGUUCGGCUGAUCGCGGUAAAAUCACUUAUGGUUCCUUAUUUGCGAUUCGCUGUGGGCCCUUUGACUCUGAAAAAGCCUUUAACAAGUGGAGGCUUUCCGAUAUAAAGAGAGAUCUAAAAGACCCGAUGAAACCGUGUGUCAUGUUUGCUUUGCCAGAUGAUCAUGAGAUUCUCUUUACCCACGGCGACAUAAGUGCUCGAAAUAUAAAUGUCGAUGAAAACGGGAACAUCACUGGUAUUCUGGAUUGGGAAACCAGCGGUUGGUACCCCAAGUAUUGGGGGUAUGUCGAGUCAGUCCACCAGCGGUCUGAUCCUGAUGGCUGGACUGACUAUCAUUCUAUCAUCUUCCCAGAUCGAUAUGAGAGAGACUUCAUAAAUUGCGUUUUCAUGGACAAAUUUACGCGAUACAAUUAA
Messenger RNA from Penicillium salamii, 822 nucleotides. The record is from the annotation of a GenBank genome assembly. NCBI's taxonomy places the organism in Eukaryota, Fungi, Ascomycota, Eurotiomycetes, Eurotiales, Aspergillaceae.